AUGGAGAAAGAGAGAAUAGAGAAAUGGAGACAACACCGAACAUACCUGAUCGAUUACAGUGUGGAGGUGAGAGGUGGAGCUAUCAGCAGAGAUUGCAGAUUGCCGAUUGGAAGGUGCCGAGGUGGACAGGAGCUCCAGCGAACAUCGUUGAAGCGACUAAGGCUAAGCGGAGUGGGGAUGUCAAGCCCAUUCGCUAAGCUCGUAAUGGACACUGUCAAUGUUCAUGAUAUGGAUUUUGAUACAACCAAAGUGAAAGUUACAAAUAGGUUUAAUUGGGAUCCUCAUACGUUCAAGAUAUUUCUUGAGGAAUGUAUGACCGAGCUAAAAAACGGGAAUAGAGCGAGUAGUUAUUUCAAAUCCGUUGUGUGCCAAAAUAUAUGUAAGAGGCUUUUGGAACGAACGGGUAAAGAAUUGGACAGAAAUCAAAUGAAAAACAAAUGGGACAUAAUGUCGAAAGAGUUCAAAUAUUACGACCGUUUAACAAAACUAGAAACGGGAAUUUCAGUUGAUCUCGUGAAAAAUACAAUCUCAACAUCAAAGGAAUGGUGGGAUGAUAAAAUAAAGGAAGAUAAAGAGUUUGCUAAGUUUAAGGAUAAGAAUUUGGAUGUAUAUCAGACAUAUUAUAAGGCUUUAUUUCGGGAUACUGUAGCUAUUGGAGACAAGGCUAAGGUACCUUGCGAAUUUGGCGACAAUAGCACUCCGAAUGAUGUACAACUUGUGGAUAUUACGGAUGGAAAAGAGGAUAGUGAUGAAGUCCUCUUAUUUGAUGAUGUUGAUCCUUUUUUCACAAUCGAUAGUUCUAGUAUGAAUAGGAGGGGAAAAAAAUUAACUCCCAGUGAUGACUUAUGUGAUGAAAUUGAAGAAAAUGAAGAGAUUCAAACACUUCUUUUAUGUGGGCUUGCUGUCAAAGGGUUACUAUUGACUCAGAAAUUGAAAAACGUGUGUAGACGUCGUCGUUCAUCUACGCGCACAGGAAGCAUGCUUAUCAAUGAAAUACUUAACGAUCAUGAGAGUCGAUGUUAUCAACUUUUCAGAUUAGAAGUCUCGGUUUUCAACAUGUUAUGUAGGGAUCUUGUUGCACAUUAUGGGUUAAAGAAAUCACAUCGUGUAUCUAUUGAAGAGUCCCUUAGUAUUUUCUGGUUGUACUUAGCGCAUGGAUGUGGAAAUCGGUUAGUUCAAGAGUUCUUUAAUCAUUCUGGAGAAACAAUCCAUAGGCAUUUUCAUAAAGUCUUGGAUGUUGUGGUUAACCUAAGUAAGGACAUCAUCAAACCAAAUGCUAACUACAACGAAACUAUACCAGAACAUAUUCUAAAUAUCCCUCGGUAUUAUCCAUACUUUAAGGCCUCUGUUCCGCAACAUGAACAAAUCAAAUUCAUUGGGCGAAAGAAUUGUGUUAUUCAAAAUAUUAUGGCAGCAUGUGAUUUCAACAUGUGCUUUACCUUUGCGUGGGCUGGAUGGGAGGGGACUUCACAUGAUACGAGAAUUUUCAAUGAAGCGCGAAGGAGACGUGAAGUUAAGUUUCCACUUCGAGCCGAUGGUAACUAUUACCUUGUAGACGCCAGAUAUCCUAAUACAAAAGGUUAUCUUGCUCCCUAUAAAGGUUCAAACAUCCGUUAUCAUAUUCCUGAUUUUCGACGUGGACAGACUUCUGCCUCGCGGGAACCAAAAGGCUUCAAAGAAAAAUUUAACUAUUAUCAUUCAUCACUUCGCAAUAUAAUUGAACGAACUUUUGGAGUCUGGAAGGCUCGAUGGGUGUUACUAAGAGAUAUGCAUGUAAAUUUCGACUUCGAGACCCACGUUAAAAUUGUGCUAGCUUCAAUGGCGAUUCACAAUUACAUUAGAAUGAGCGGUAGUGGUGAUGCAACAUUUCAAAUAGCGCAAGAAGAAUCUUAUAUUCCGCGCAAUGACGAAGGACCUAAUAAUGGUAUUGAGCUACAUGACGAAGUAUCAAGUACACAACGUAGAACUGAGGAUAUGUAUAUGUGUGCAGUACGCGAUAUGAUUGCAGAACAGAUUUACUUGUAA
Lactuca saligna is the source of this 2025-nucleotide messenger RNA. Lineage: Eukaryota; Viridiplantae; Streptophyta; Magnoliopsida; Asterales; Asteraceae. The record is from the annotation of a GenBank genome assembly.